AUGAUAUCGCAAAGCGUGAACGCUUUUUUCUGGAUCCUUCUCUACAGUCUAGUUGCUGGUUAGUCAUAGAGAAAGUUGCGGCCUAACUUUCCAAUUAGGGGAAAAGUUAGGCCGCCGAGUCCCAAAGAUCUCAAAAAGAAACUGCUUGGUUUUGAAGCGUUUAAACUUUAUGCCUAAUUGAAAGGCAUGGCCUAACUUCCAAAGUCGUGAAAAAGUUAGGCCAUCCCACAACCUAGUCCCAAUGAAAUUGAUGGCCUAACUUUUCAACUGAAAACGAGUUAGGCCACACUAGACAGUGCUUUUCUACUUGGCCUAACUUUUCCCAGUCCCCCCAUCUUUCAGCAAUCUCGCCGUUCAGCCUCCUGGACCGAGUACACCGAAAAGACGUGCGCACGAGUAUUCCCGAUUUUCGUACAUCGGACGCCGACGUCGGAAUGCGAUCGGUACAGUAGUCUCUAGAGCGGUCCCUACACUAUCUCAUUUCCAGGCUCACUACAUCGGCUCGUUCCGCGGCGAGCCCAUUAAAACGCGCCAGCACCACGCGUUCAUCGACGAUAACGGGUAAGGCUUGCCGGGAGAAUCGGAUAAUAUCAGAAAAUGGGAAUUGCAGUGUCCCGAUUCCACUUCUUCCCUUUGCCGACCGCUUCUCGUCCGCCGAAUCCGCCCACGAAUCCGAGGCUGAGGCGCGGGCGAUGGCGCGUGAACGCAAAAUGCAUAAAUGGGCCAGUGAGAGGGGCGGUCUGGUGGCGGCAAGGAACCGGCACCGAUAA
Messenger RNA from Caenorhabditis sp. 36 PRJEB53466, 770 nucleotides. NCBI's taxonomy places the organism in Eukaryota, Metazoa, Nematoda, Chromadorea, Rhabditida, Rhabditidae. The record is from the annotation of a GenBank genome assembly.